Molecule: messenger RNA, 2262 nt
Organism: Arvicanthis niloticus (Nile rat)
Lineage: Eukaryota; Metazoa; Chordata; Mammalia; Rodentia; Muridae
Gene: Phf19
Product: PHD finger protein 19
Biological process (GO): negative regulation of gene expression, epigenetic
Cellular component (GO): nucleus
Molecular function (GO): chromatin binding; DNA binding
Source: RefSeq, a predicted model, not a curated record
CCAGACUCCAAGUAGGACCGGCUGACGCGCUGCCUCGCGAAGCUGAUGGAGACUCAAGCUCUGGAACCAGGGACUCAGGAAGCCUUUGGUGCCACCAGCCCUAACAAGGGGGCCCUGUCUAAGACCAAAAAGAACUUCAAAGACUUGAUGUCUAAGGUGACGGAGGGACAGUUUGUGCUAUGCCGGUGGACAGACGGACUAUACUACCUCGGCAAGAUCAAGCGGGUCAGCAGUCCUAAGCAAAGCUGCCUUGUAACUUUUGAAGAUAAUUCCAAAUACUGGGUCCUGUGGAAGGACAUCCAGCAUGCUGGUGUUCCAGGAGAGGAGCCUAAGUGUGACAUCUGCAUGGGGAAGACUUCAGGGCCAAUGAAUGAGAUCCUCAUCUGUGGGAAGUGUGGCCUGGGUUACCACCAACAGUGCCACAUCCCCAUCGCAGUAGAUGCCAACUGGCCCCUCCUCACUCAUUGGUUCUGCCGACGCUGCAUUUUCGCACUGGCUGUGAGGAAAGGCGGCGCGCUGAAGAAAGGCGCCAUCGCCAAGACGCUGCAGGCAGUGAAAAUGGUGCUGUCCUACCAGCCGGAGGAGCUCGACUGGGACUCGCCCCAUCGCACCAACCAGCAGCAAUGCUACUGCUACUGCGGCGGGCCUGGAGAGUGGUACCUACGGAUGCUGCAGUGCUACCGGUGUAGGCAGUGGUUUCAUGAAGCUUGCACACAGUGCCUCAGUGAGCCUAUGGUGUUUGGAGAUCGCUUCUACCUGUUCUUCUGCUCCGUGUGUAACCAAGGCCCAGAGUAUAUCGAGAGGCUGCCCCUGCGAUGGGUGGACAUAGUUCACCUGGCCCUCUAUAACCUGGGAGUACAGAGCAAGAAGAGGUACUUUGACUUUGAGGAGAUCCUGGCCUUUGUCAACCAACACUGGGAGCUCCUGCAGCUUGGCAAGCUCACCAGCACCCCUGUGACAGAACGAGGGCCGCACCUUCUCAACGCUCUCAACAGUUACAAAAGCCGGUUCCUGUGUGGCAAGGAGAUUAAGAAGAAGAAAUGCAUCUUCCGACUGCGCAUCCGUGUCCCACCCGCCCCUCCAGGAAAACUGCUUCCCGACAGGGCGCUGAUGCCAAGUGACAAAGGGACCUCUGAGCUGCUUCGUAAGAAAGGAAAGAGCAAGCCUGGUUUGUUGCCUCAGGAAUCCCAGCAGCAGAAAAGGCGAGUUUAUAGAAGAAAAAGAUCAAAGUUUUUGCUGGAAGAUGCUAUUCCCAGUAGUGACUUCACCUCAGCCUGGAGCACAGACCACCACCUGGCCAGUAUAUUCGAUUUCACACUGGAUGAAAUUCAGAGUUUAAAAAGUGGCAGCUCAGGCCAGACCUUCUUCUCAGAUGUGGAUUCCACUGAUGCUGCCAGCACCUCCGGCUCUGCCUCCACCAGCCUCUCCUACGACUCCAGAUGGACAGUAGGCAGCCGCAAGAGGAAGCUGGCAGCCAAAGCGUACAGGCCCCUGAGGGCAAAGCAUCGGGCGGCUGAGCUGGAAGGGCGCUGUGCCUCAGACAGCAGUGCAGAGGGAGCUCCGGUCCCUGAGCAGCAGGAUGAAGGCAUCGACAGCCACACACUUGAAAGCAUCAGUGGAGAUGAUUCCUCCCUGUCCCACCUCAAGUCAUCGAUCACCAACUACUUUGGUGCAGCUGGGCGGUUGGCCUGCGGGGAAAAGUUUCAGGUGUUGGCGCGGAGGGUCACUCCAGAAGGCAAGGUUCAGUACCUGUUGGAAUGGGAGGGGACCACCCCUUACUAAUUACCCCUCAGAGGCUGCCCAGAUCCAUGCAAACCAAAGGAGGGACAGAAGAAGCCACCAGGUCCCUGUUUUCUCCAGGCUUGGAGUGGUGGAGGGAAACAGGACAUCCUGGCUGCAGCCCCUGCCUGCUGCCUGCCAGGCCGAGGCCUGUGUGCUGCUGUACCAAUUGCCCGAGUCUCAGACCCCAACUGGCUUUCUCUCUCUCUCAUUGUCAAUACUACACUCCAUACCCCUCAAACUUUUUAUUGGUUCCUCUCACAGUACCCUGGCUGUGACCCCUGAUCUGAGGCCUGAAUCUGUUUUUCAUUGUCCUCAAUUAUCCAUCUUCUGACCUCUCACCCCUUUCAGGUGUUUUGUGUGGACACACAUCUUCCAUGCACAUACGCUCAUCUGUCUCUCACUGGGCAUCUUUUAUUGGGCCCUCACUGGGAGGGACCAUAGUGAGGGAAGGGAACCCUGGGGGUCUUCUUCUUUCUCGUU